Molecule: messenger RNA, 2155 nt
Organism: Spirodela intermedia
Lineage: Eukaryota; Viridiplantae; Streptophyta; Magnoliopsida; Alismatales; Araceae
Source: the annotation of a GenBank genome assembly
AUGCAAUCUUUGGGCCUGAAGAUGACGCCGGGUUUCAACCUGUGCGUAGGAAGGAGGCAAGUGCAGUGCGGGAGGGAGACCGAGAAGGUAUUCCGGGUGGCAGCCUGCUUGCCUUCUCAGCCCUCUUCAUCCUCGCCGGAACCUAAUUCCGCGCAGGGGAGGGACGGGGGCAAGAACACCUCGUCGGCGGGUUCGAUCCUGUCGAGGACCCAGAAGUACGCCCUGCUGAAGCAGCAGCUCGCCGUCGCCGCGAAAUUCGAGGUUGGGGAUUCCUCUCUGGUUCUCUCUUCAGAUUUCCAUUUUGGUACUCGAUCGGUGGGCUUUGCCUUAGUAUAAUCGGAUCUUCCCCUCGGACAUUUCCAUUUCCCGGUCUAUCUCUGACGAGAUAUCUGGUUCUCCGCAAUUCGAUUUUCACCCAGAGGAUACAUUCCGUGUUCAGACCGAGUUUACUCAUUGUUAUGAAAUGGACUGUAAAUUCAUUUUAUACGCGCAGGAUGAAGGUAUUACGGGCGUCUUUAAGUAGAUAGAGAUGGAUGUGAUGUAGUACCUAAGAUGUAGUGUAGGGAUUUUUCGUCUUCAUGGAAAUAAUUUAUAUUUGGGUUCUGAAUCAUUGUUUGAAGAUCAUCACAAAAGAGGGAAGAACAAGACAACUCACCCAAAUGCUAACUUCGUUCCUGUUAGCAUCUCCUGAUGCGAUCUGUGGGGGGUAAUUCUGAUGUGAAGGAAAAAAAAUGCCUCAUUACGCCGGUCCUCUCCAAGAUUUAACAUCUUUAAUGGGAAAAAUGAUAAAAAUCCUCCAUCUUUCUCAUUUUCCUGUCUCCUGCAGAAUUAUGAAGAAGCUGCUAGAAUAAGGGAUUCUCUGAAAUCCUUCGAAGAGGAGGAGCCCAUGCUGCAUCUCCGCAGAUUGAUGAAGGAAGCCGUAGAGGAAGAGAGAUUUGAGGUCAGCCGCGCUCUGACUUCUGACUGUGGUUACAGCACGUGUUACAGAAUCAUGCCGCACCUCGCUCAUACUUCUGCGAAAAUAAAUAAGAUAUUUUCAAAAAAAGAUUUAUUUCUACUCGCCAUUGAAAUAUUUACUGUCGGAUCCUCAGGAUGCAGCGAGGUACAGGGAUGAACUCAAGGCUGUGGCCCCGCAUUCCCUGCUCAGAUGUUUCAGCGACGCCACCACUCUCGUAUGGCAUCCAAUUCAAUUCACGAAAUUGCUCUUAUAGUUUUAUCAUCGAUCGUUUGAUUUAUCAGGGCAUAUGCAUGCGUUCAAAAGUAUCAUGGUUCCAGCUGUGGAUGAUGUUUCAUGGCAUAUUAUUUAAGGGCGUACGGGUGCAAGUGAGGAGCGUCUACAUCGAGGGGCGGAGUCAGCCGCUGAAAGGGCAGUAUUUGUUCGCUUAUCGAAUCAGGAUCACCAAUAACUCUCAGCGGCCCGUCCAGCUUCUGAGAAGACAUUGGAUCAUCACCGAUGAAAAUGGGAGGACCGAGAACGUCUGGUCAGCCAUCCUGCUCUGCGUCCCAUCCUCUCUCUCUCUCUCUCUCUCUCUCUCUCUCUCUCUCUCUCUCUCUCUCUCUCUCUCUCACUCUCACUCACUCUCACCCACUCACUCAAUAUCUCUCUCUCUUUUUGCCAGGGGGAUUGGUGUGAUUGGAGAGCAGCCGGUAAUACUUCCAAACACGGGGUUUGAGUACUCCUCGGCAUGCCCGCUGACGACUCCCAGUGGGAGAAUGGUGAGCGCUGAAUGGAUUUAUCUCGGCCAAUGAUGGAUGCAGAUCAGUCCUGGGUUAUUUAAUCGUUUAAAAAAAUGGAAAUUCUGAAUCAGGCGGGUCCAUAUGAGCUCUUCUGCGUUCUCAUGUGCCUCGUUAGUUUGCUUUAAUGCGUUUAAAAAUCAUCUGACAUUGUCCACGAGAACCAAAGCAUGGGAUUAAGAUAUCUGCGCCGUGAUUGCUAAUCGCUACUUAAUCUUACCCUAAUAAUUUAUCCUGAACAUGAUUUCUGGAUCUUCGUUCGGCUCUAAUCCUGAUCCGGCUGUGUUUUUUUGCUGAAAUCGUUUAGGAGGGGGACUUUGAGAUGAAGCACAUCGACAGGGUCGGCUCGCCAACCUUCAACGUCGCCAUCGCUCCCUUCUCUCUCUCCAUCAUUGGGGAUGAAGUCGACGUGCUCCUUUGA